Gamsiella multidivaricata is the source of this 1656-nucleotide messenger RNA. RefSeq lists its product as uncharacterized. Bases 1 to 1656 code for a protein of 551 amino acids. The record is from RefSeq and is a predicted model, not a curated record. Gene Ontology annotation, molecular function: ATP binding; ATP-dependent protein folding chaperone. The transcript is spliced from 3 exons. NCBI's taxonomy places the organism in Eukaryota, Fungi, Mortierellomycota, Mortierellomycetes, Mortierellales, Mortierellaceae.
AUGCCGGGCAGCGAAAACCAGACAUACCCUAUUAUCAUGGCAAUCGACUGGGGUACAACCUAUUCUUCCAUGGCUUACGCUUUCCAACAGGAUGGUGAAGUGCACGAAGUGUCGAGCUGGCCAAAGCAAACACACAGCUAUCCUAAGGUGCCCACAUGUAACCUUUAUGGUCCAGGCUCGAAAGAAAUCAUCGAGUGGGGAUACCCAGCUAAAUUAGCCAUCACUAAACCACCGUUCAAGAAUCAUGUUCUCCUGUCAAAGUACAAGCUACAUCUCGAUGAAGCCUCUGGCCCCCACCCACCGCUUCCUAAUGGUCUUACGGUCGUCGAUGCCAUUGCAGACUAUCUCCGCCUUUUCCAUGCACAUGUUCUUCAGACAGUACUCAAGGGAUUUGGAUCGUCAUUCAAUCAACAACACAUCCAGUACUGUCUCUCGGUGCCCGCUAUGUGGGCUGAUAAUGCCAAGGCCAUGAUGCGUCAAGCUGCGCUCCAGGCUGGCAUGAUCUCACAUCUGGAUCCACCCCACCGGCUCCUUUUGAUCUCAGAGCCGGAAGCUGCUGCUCUUUAUUGCGAGAAAAAGUGCGACCAGUUUUCGAUAGGACAUGGUCAGCGAUUUAUGAUUUGCGAUGCUGGUGGAGGGACCGUAGAUUUGAUCGUCUUUGAGGUUGCAGUGGGACCGAAUGGCCGGACACUAAGGGAAGUCACCAGGGGAAGCGGGCAUAGCUGCGGAUCAAUCUUUUUGGACGAGCGUAUGGAGGCACUAUUGAGGAAACGGUUUGCAAAGUGGCAGGAGAAGGGACUUACGGCCGCCAAUUGGGUCCAACUUAUGGAUACAUUUGUCCACAAUGUCAAGCCCCUGUUCGAUGGAGUGGAGGAUCAGUACCUCACCAUGCCUGCGGUGCCCGGCCGCGCUGAACUGACGGAUUAUGAUAUUGGACUUGAGGACGGUGUAUUGACGGUGACAGCGGAGGAAAUGAGGCGUGAGGUGUUUGAUCCUGUAGUGAACGAUGUAUUGCGGUUGAUUCAACAUCAGUUUCAGCAGACACAUUUCCAAUGUCAUGCCAUCUUUUUGGUCGGUGGAUUCGGAUGUUCAUCGUAUCUGCACACGCGUGUCAUGGCUGAGUUUGGAUCAAGGGUGCCGCUGAUCGGUGUGCCUCCUCGUGCGGAACUGGCUGUGGUCCGGGGAGCAGUGUAUGCGGGCUUGAUGCCUCGGAUGAUCACACAGCGGGUGGCACGUCGGUGGUACGGAGUCGACUCAAUGAUGGCGUUCGAGGAAAAUGUUGAUUUGAUGUCGAAGAUGGUAAGCGAUCGCAUGGGGCAGGUUCGAGCAAGGGAUCGGUUCUCGGUUUAUGCGGCCCCAGGACAGCAGAUCGGAGUGGACGAAUGUAUAACGAAGCGGUAUAUCACAUACCAAUACCCCAAGCCAGUAAACUCGCCGCUGUUUGCGUGUUCGUCGAUGAACCUGCCCCGGUAUGUGGAUUCGCCAAUGGUGGAGAAGAUUGGUGACUUUUUGAUCCCGCUCCCUUUUAUUCCAGGAGCUCAGCCAGGCCACAAGGUGGUGUUUGAACUGCGAAUGUAUUUUGGGGCGACGGAGAUUCGGGCGGAGGCAGAGGUCAAUGGAGUGGUAGUCAGCACGCGCUGCCAGUUUGCAGGAUGA